Messenger RNA from Cherax quadricarinatus, 657 nucleotides. RefSeq lists its product as uncharacterized. The record is from RefSeq and is a predicted model, not a curated record. Lineage: Eukaryota; Metazoa; Arthropoda; Malacostraca; Decapoda; Parastacidae.
AUGUACACUCUGCUGGUGGUGUUGGUUUUCGGCCUCCAAGUGACGAUACUAGACUCGGCCUCUGUCCCGAGCUCGUCCUUGAGGAAGAGCGUGACAGUGCAACACGAGGGUGACGUGCUGGACACACCAGAGUGGCUGCAGAAAAUCCCCGAGGAGAGCAAGGUGGCCAAGUACCGCAAGAGACGCUUCUUCUCCUUCCCAACUGGAUCCUCAUUCUUUAUCAGGACCACCAUACGAAUCGCUGUGGCUGGUUUCGGCAUCUCUAAUGGUCUGGCAAUCGCCAGUACUAGUUUCUUCUACUUGCCCAACGACACCAGGAUUAACUUCGGACGUUCCAUGGAAGCGAUGGAGCAGCGCCUCGAUUUCUACCACCAAGCUGAACAGUUUCUUGACAGCCUGGGGUUUGACGGUCACGCCUGUGCAUUGAGAACCAUAUGUGAGGUCGCCGAGACGCCCUUUCAACAAGGUCUCUUCGGGGAGGUGGUAAACUUAAUGUUGUCGGUGACAUCAUCGUUCAGCGAUGUGGGGAACAGCGUGGAUAACGAGUACACCACCGCCGAAUACUACGGGCGUGUACACGGCUCCUGCCACGCCAUCUACCCGCAGUGUCCCGUGUCCUUCACCGACAUCUUUACCAGCAUUAUCCCGAUCUACUAG